Molecule: messenger RNA, 2169 nt
Organism: Exophiala mesophila
Lineage: Eukaryota; Fungi; Ascomycota; Eurotiomycetes; Chaetothyriales; Herpotrichiellaceae
Exons: 1
Coding region: 258-1388 (376 amino acids)
Source: RefSeq, a predicted model, not a curated record
GGCUUGACCAGGCGGAGCAGCGUCUGGCCCCAUGAAAUCAAACUCAUUCAUCCUAUACACUGGCGCCAAUCCAAGAGUAUAACCAUGCGCCUCGUCUGCUCCCGUCUCUUCCUUUCUUCUUCCUCUCGACAACCUGCUCCAUCUCAACCUUGACCUUUGUGUCCCGUCGCUCUUUUAUUUUCUUUGGUUACAUCGGUUCUUCAAGAGUCUCUCACCGAGCUCUAGUCAUUCUUUAUCGAACCAACUCGCCUUACAACAUGGUUGCCAAAAUUACCUCAGCCUUCGUGGCGACUUCCAUCCUGGCAUCCUCUGCCAUGGCUUGGGAGUCCACAACCACAACCAUCGACGAGCCAUGGCUCGAUUGGGAGACAUCAACCACCACCACGCCCGUCUCCCCUGCGACCACCACCUCCAUCGACGAGCCUUGGUUGGACUGGGAAAGCACAACCACAACCCCAGUCUCCCCUGCUACCACCACCUCCGUCGAUGAGCCCUGGUUGGACUGGGAAAGCACAACCACAACCCCAGUCUCCCCUGCUACCACCACCUCCAUCGAUGAGCCUUGGUUGGACUGGGAGGGAACUACCACGACCACGACACCCGUGUCCCCUGCCACCAUAACAUCGACAACCCACGUCUGGGACGACUGGGUUCCAUCCAGCGUGCCUGUCGACCCAGCGGUGACCACAGUCACCUGGGGCGACUGGCCCUUGACCCCUGUCUCCCCCGAGACCUGUGACGUGGUCACUGUUACCUAUACUGGCGAAGGAUGGUGGGUUCCAGACCCCGCUGCCACCUGGGGAGACUGGGUUGAGUCCACCACCACCAAGCCUGUCGUGCCCACCACCACCACCAAGCCUGUGGCCCCAACAACCACAGAUGAUUCUACCUGGAUUGACUGGGAGGAGUCGACCACCACUACCGUUGCACCCGUCACCACCACCACCGGAUGGCCUGCCCCCGGCACUACCACCACCAAGGGACCUUCUCCAGUGACAACCACUACCACCACCAAGGCUGCUACCACCACCGCCGCCCCUGCCCCCAAGGCCACAUGCCCAGCCGACAAUGGCAAGAGUGUCCUCGCUGGAGGCUCCUGCGGUUGCAAUUUCUCCGUCAACUGCGGUGUCCGUGCCACUCCUGAUAGCAAGUCCAAAUUCUGGGAACAAACCACCAACGGCGUCGUGCCCACUCUCGCACAGUGCUUGGCCCUUUGCGACAACAACGACAAGUGUGAGGCUGCUUUGUGGGUUGAUGACCCAACCAGCGGUGACUACCACAAGUGCUGGCAGAUCAGCGGUCUUGGACAACCCACCGGCACUGGUGUUGCCCAGAUCUCCUACAAGAACAGCUGUUCUGGCAAGUGCUCCUCAUCUUACAGCGCAUAACUGGCUUGAUUGUUCGCACGACCUGGACCAGUCAACGACCAGUCCAAUCGUCGGCCAUGUCAUCUCUUUGGCUUACAGUAUCUGCAUAAUUUUCUUCGACAGCAUCUACAUGUGGUGUAUGGAACGGUUUGGAGACAGUCAUGGGGCAAGUUAUAAAGUGGUCUGGAAUAGCUACAUUGCGUCUAUUCAAAGGCUCUGCGACCACCACCUGUUGAAUUGGAAUCUUGCACAAGUAGCGUGGUCUCACAAACUUUUGACGCCUCGGACGACGCCUAUGAUUUUGAUAAUGUCUUGUGAAAAAAUCAAUUCUCACACCACUGUUGCUGCUGGCUUUUUGUCUUGACCGACGUAGGAUUUACAUACUGGUGUUGGCAAUGGAGCCCUUUUAACCACUCGUGCUUUCUUCUCACAUGAUUGCAACGAAAUUGUCGUAUAAAAAUUGUCGCCUGCCGGUCAUCGGCAGACUCCAUAGAGUCAUCUUGAUGACAUUGGCCUGUGCGAAAUUCAACUGUCGUGUGCAGGCCCUGAUUUCUUUUGUCAGGUUUAUUGGAGGACCGGACCACCUCAAAGCGGCGGAAGGCUUUUUGAGCACGUCACUUGUCAGCCGAUAUCUCGCUCCGGUUCCUGAUACUGUCUUGGCUGUCACAGUCCCACCGUUCAUCUUUCGUAGGUAUGCUACCAUUUCUACAAGCUACUCUCUGAGCCCUUGCUAUCGAUAAUCAUGACCUACAGAUACAACCUUCGACACCGUGCUCCUUCAACUUAAGGAGACUUGAGGAGA